UACACGCCUGCCGUGUGUAGACGAGAACACAUAAUCAGAACUCUAAAACACGCUGAGUGAGCUGUCAGCUAGCUGCGACCGGCACCGUCCAUCAUAACGCUCCCGAUGGAGCUAAGCGUAUGACAGAUUCAAGACGGCACCACGAUAAGAGAUGUUCAGCAUAUCAUACCUGCACCGGCACACCCACAGUGAAAGGCGCGAGCCAGGACUGGAGCGAUGACCCAACCGCCGCCACCGGUCUUCGAGAUGCCGACCAGGAACCACUUUGCCGCCCUCUGCGAGACGGAAUGCAACGCUGUGGUCAUCGGAGACUCAAUCGUCCGGAACGUACGCGCUUCCUCCACUAAAGGUAAGGUGCGCACUCAUUGUUUUCCUGGCGCCCGUGUUCUUAAUGUCUCUGCGCAGGUACCUAAGAUCCUGAAGGACAAUGCUAACGUCGGAGCUGUCGUGCUGCACACGGGGGUGAAUGAAGUCAGGAAGAGGCAGUCGGAGAUCCUGAAGAGGGACUUCAGGAGUCUGAUCGAGACGGUAAGCAACGCAUCGCCCAUGGCGAGGAUCAUCGUAUCAGGGCCGCUUCCUACCUACCGACGAGGGAAUGAAAAGUUCAGUAGACUAUUUGCUCUAAAUAAAUGGUUGAUGUCAUGGUGUAUUGAACAGAAGCUGCUCUUUGUUGAUAAUUUUGAUCUGUUCUGGGAGAGACCUAGGCUCUUCCGCCCUGACGGCAUGCAUCCCAGCAGCAUCAGAGCGGAUCUUCUGUCUGACAACAUCUCAAAGACGCUCCCAGCAGUAAGUCAAAACUUUAACCAUAGUCUGUGUUCCUCCCACUCAUCUAUUAUAAAUGUUACUGCUUCCAAAUGCAUAGAGACUGUGUCUGUCCCCCGAAUAAUACUACAAAAUAACAAAAUAGCCAAAUCUCAGAGAAAAAAUCUAAUCGUGAUUAAACCUGAGGACAAUGUAAUAAACGACCAAAACAAACUCAUAAUGUUCGGCCUACUUAAUAUUAGAUCACUAAAUUCAAAAGCAGUUAUUGUAAAUGAAAUGAUCACAGAAAACAGUUUUGAUAUACUGUACUUUGCCUUACCGAAACCUGGCUUAAACCAAAUAAUUAUUACGGUCUAAAUGAGUGUACCCCACCAAGCUACUGUUAUAUAGCUUGUUUGUAUCAGUGCUCUUACCACUUCGCUCUAAUAUUAGUGUAUUUUAUUUUCGUUAAUUAUUAUUGUCGUUGCUAACUUAUCCUGAUAUCUCAAUAACCCUGUUCCUGUUAUUUACUUGGAAGAGUCUAAACCAAAAGUGAUAGUUAACUUAACGCCGUUAGCAUAGCAAUAGCGUGUUAGCUUGCUUUCUGUUCACACUGUGGAAUAUCAUCUUGCCUCUGGUUUG
Triplophysa rosa is the source of this 1383-nucleotide messenger RNA. RefSeq lists its product as uncharacterized. The record is from RefSeq and is a predicted model, not a curated record. NCBI's taxonomy places the organism in Eukaryota, Metazoa, Chordata, Actinopteri, Cypriniformes, Nemacheilidae. The transcript has 2 exons. The coding region runs from base 217 to 1119 and encodes 300 amino acids.